This is a messenger RNA of Plectropomus leopardus (leopard coralgrouper), 3371 nucleotides long. It is a transcript of the gene tmem168b, whose product is annotated as transmembrane protein 168b. The record is from RefSeq and is a predicted model, not a curated record. NCBI's taxonomy places the organism in Eukaryota, Metazoa, Chordata, Actinopteri, Perciformes, Serranidae.
AAACCACUGUCAUGGCGAAUGUCAACCGACAAAACUUUUUGACGUUUCAAACUUUUUUAAACGGAUAUGCCUCUCACAAUACUGACAUCUUGUUUUCAGGCGUUUCAUCGUAGACUUUUUAAUACCGUAUCGGACAUCAGAUGAACGGAACACAAACGGCGAUCGUCAAGAUGUAAAUAUUUCUCCGUGCUAACUUUGACCGGUGCAAAGAUGCAUCGCUGGUAACUAACGGUAGUUAAGCUAGUCACUUUGAACAAGUUAGCUAGCUAGUUAGCUAAACUUGGAGUUUCAAACGUACACAAACUGACUAUAACUCAUUAAAGUACUCGUUUUUGGCUUUGGAUAGUUUUACGUCAAAAUGUGUCGCUUCCUCCGCUACUGUGUCAGCCACUGCCUUCAUGCAGCGAUGACCCGGCUGGAGGAGGUUAACGGAGAGGUGAGCAUGUGGUCGUCUGUCCGGUGGCUGGGCUACCUGUCCGGUCUCAACCUGCUGGUCGCCCUGUGUUUGGGGCUCUACACCCGGUGGGAGAAGACCGCAGAGACCACUCUUCUUGUUAUUUUCGUUUUGGCUCUAAUUGUCCUCGGGAUAGCAAGUAUAGUGUACUAUUACUUCCGUAUGGAAAGGGUGAGCCUCAGUCUCCUACACCUGUGGUUCGGGUUUUUGCUAGGAUUGCAGUGUUUCCUCAACAGUGCCGACCUGGAGCGUGACGUGAAGGAGCAGGCGGCCAACUACCUGCUGCUGGCCAGCGUGGCUCUGAGGACGCUGUGGGCGCUGCUGGAGAGACUGUUUGGAUGUGCCAAGUACCGUCCUGCCUUCCUCACCUCUGCGGAGCGGCUGGAGCUGGUGGGUUUUGCCACCGCCAGCACCGCGCUGCUCAUCCAGAAGUCACUCAGCGUGAUGGUUCUGGUGGUGGCGCUGGCCAUGGUCAUGAUCGCCCUCCGGAUGAAGGCUCUCCUGGCUCUUCCCAACUUGGUCUCCUUCGCUGUCAUCACCGCCAUGCUGUUCUUCAAGUCUCUGAACAUCAACAUCAACCCUUUCGCCCUCGCCUGCUUCCUAAGCCAGCUCAUCUGCGACCCUCUGCUGGAUGUCUACUUCAGUGGCUUGUCUGUGACCGAGCGGUGGCAGCCUUUCCUGGUGUGGCGGGGCCUGUGGCGCCGGCUGUCCCUUCUGCCUCUGCUGGUGGUAGAAGUGACCUUCAUCAUUCUGGCCUCUCAGAAGCUGAAAGACCUGGACCAGUGGUACCUGAUGAUCCCAAGCUUUGUGGUCUGCUUGCUCUUCUGGGCCAUCUGCCACACGGUGUUUGUCAUCACAGUGUGGGGCUUUCACACCAAGCUCAGUGAAUGCCAGAGGGUGUGCUUGUCUCAGGGGUCAGGUGUCAGUGGCCUGGACAAGGUUAUGGCCUCAAAGGGCAUGAGACAUUUCUGCCUCAUCUCUGAACGCCUGGUGCUUUUCUCGCUGGUUUCAACGGUUGCUGUUGCUGGUCUUUGUUGGCAGGCCUCCAGCAGUAUCUUUAUCAGUAUGUUUCUGCUCGUCCUGCCUCUGGAGUCUCUUUUCCACGGGCUUUUCCAUGAGCUGGGGAACAGCCUGGGAGGAACCUGUGUGGGCUACGCUGUGGUCAUCCCCACCAACUACUGCAGUCCUGACGGUCAGCCCAUGCUGCUGCCUCCAGACCAGGUGCAGGAGCUGAACAGACGCUCUACAGGCAUGUUGAACAACGUGCAGCGCUUCUUCGCCCACCAUCUGAUUGAGGCUUUUGGCUGCGACUAUUCCACGAGCGGCAUAACCCUGGACGCUCUGCAGGCCAAGAUCAAAUCCUUCUUGGAGCUUCGCACUGCAGAUGGGCCUCGCCAUGACACCUACGUCAUCUUCUACAGUGGUCACAGUCACCGCUCUGGAGAGUGGGCACUGGCAGGAGGAGACACUCUUCGCCUGGAUCAGAUCUUGGAGUGGUGGAGGGAGAAGAACGGCAGUUUCUGCUCGCGCCUCAUCUUGGUUCUUGACUGUGACAACUCCUUGGCGUGGGUGAAGGAGGUAAGAAGGGUUGAGGGUCUGUACGUGGCUGUGCAAGGAGCAACACUGACUCGAGUGACAGACAUUGAACUGCAGGACCCACCGCAGCUCGGAGACUUUACUUCUCAGUGGGUGGAGUAUAACUGCAACUCAAACAGCGACAUUCGUUGGUCUGAGAGAGGCAGGGCAGUUUGUGCUGCCUAUGGCAUCUCCAAAGAGUGGGGCGACUACAAGCUGCACCUGCCGACAGGAAGUGAUGUUACCAACCACUGGAGCAUUUACUUCCCUCGGAUAACCUACCCAGUGGUCCAGUUAGCACUGUGGUGUGGUGGUCUGAACGUGCUGUGGCUCUGCAGCGUCUGCCUGCAAUGUCUUAAGAGAAUCAAACUUAACUGGUUUCCACCAGCGAUAUUGGACACUGGCCAAGGUUUCAAACUGGUCAGAUCGUAGAAAUAUGAGCAAAAGCUACUUUUACUUUCAGAAUAUAUUGCUUGGACCUUGAAAAUAGGCAGCUAUUGAAUUGCUAACGCGACGCUAACCAGUAUUCUGUUAGUUACUAAAAAACGAAUCAUGUCGUUACUGAUAAGUGCAUUUUGAUAUGACUUUUAAGUACUUGUUUUUAUAUUUUUGCAAAUGUUUCUAUUGUGUUUCUAGCUUUGAUUCAGAGAACGUAACAUCCCUGUCGAAAACAUGUCAAUGUGUAGGAUGAGACUGAGCACAGUGACAGGAUUUUGCACAUUUUUGCAUUGUAAUAACUGUAAGAUCUGAUUCCACCUUGAUUUUGAGAAAAUUCCUGUUGUGCCUUAAACUGUAAAAACACCAAAGAACAUCCAGCUCCCUCCGCUGUUCUAAUGAGCCGUUAACCAAAGUGGCCAUGGUACAUUUUUAAAGGACCAUCUCAGGCAUAAAUCAUAUUUUAAGCAGUUUAGAGCAGUUUCUAGAGCUUGAAAUGUUGUACUGUUCUUGGAUUUUGAUUGUGAAAUGAUUCCUCUUACAGCCCUCUGUGCUACAAUAUGCAUUUAACUCUCCAAGUAUAUUCAGCGCACUGCUAUCUAUCUUUUGAAGCAGCGUUUUGUAAUGCUUUUGGGGGUGAUUUUAAAAAACUCCAGCUGCUUCAGAGAGUCCAGAAAGUUUUCUUUUUAAAAAUUGUAUGUACUAAUGAAUGCACUACACACAGAGAUGUGUGCAAACUACAGUAUUGAUGUAAUAAUAACCCCCAGGAAUUAAAUUAAUCACAUGAUGAGAGAUAUUUUUUUUCCUGGGGUUUAUCACAGUUUACUGGGCUGUGGAAGGUUUUUCAGGUCAAAGUUUGGUGAAACUAUGCAAUAAAGGAGAAGUGGGACUUCACUGCUCAAAUCAA